Messenger RNA from Ilex paraguariensis (yerba mate), 1993 nucleotides. The record is from the annotation of a GenBank genome assembly. Lineage: Eukaryota; Viridiplantae; Streptophyta; Magnoliopsida; Aquifoliales; Aquifoliaceae.
AUGAAGGCAGGCACUCUUCAAGAGAACCAAAUUAUGGAGAAUUGGGUGAAUCAUAUGUAUCCUUCCCUUGCAAAAGUUGCUAGAGGAAUUCCUGGUAUCCAAUUACAAGUUGGCAGAAUAAUUUUUCCUCUGGAUGAUGGUAGGCUUGGAGAACUACAUCUAUCAGGCCUAGGGGGUGAAAGUUCCGGUCCAAAUCAUCAGGUUAAUGUUCGAAGAAAAGUAACACUGAGGUAUGCAUGGUCAAUUUUGGAUGCCCCCGAGACUGAAGGUUGGAAUGCCGAGUAUUGCACCGAAGAACGUGGACUCUCAAAUUGCAUAAAAGGCAUCAAAGACGAACACAAUGACGCAGAAACCACAAAAUCAACAUCAAGACGGCGAAAGGGUGGCAAGGAACGACAAAACUACUUAUCCCCUGAUGCAUCAGGUGGAAGCUCAGGAAAAUCCAUGGAAGAGUAUAGUAUCCCAGAUGAUUGGGUCAACACAAAUUUCCGUCUAAGAGUGAUGCAUGAAGGCAGAUCAUUUUUCCUCAUAACAGAUGGAGGCUUGGCUUUUGAGUAUCUGAAUACAGAAAAUAUGUGGUUCUGGUUGAGGCAUGAGCACUCGACAGCAAUGAAAGGUGCCCUUGGAAACUACAAUGGAAGUUUAUUUUUGGUUGAUGAGCAUGGGAGUUUGCUCAUCAGAGAAAGAAGAAACAAUGAACUAGCAUGGAUAAAUUGCACAGCUAUUAGGAAAGGAAGGCAAAUUAUUGGAGGCCCGCCAUGGGAUGGAGUGCCAGGAAAAGCUCCAAAAGUUGCAGCAGAAGAUGCACUCUUCUUUGUGAGCAAAAGUGGAAGAUUACUUCAGUUUACGGUUGUGCUGAGAAAGUUCAAAUGGAAAGAUUGCCGAAACCCAUCAAAUACAAAGAUUGCUUGUAUAGUAGAUCAGGAAGUGUUCAGGGACAACAUAGUGUUUGUUGUUGGAAGGAAUGGUCGGCUAUACCAGUAUAACAAAGUCACUGAACUAUGGCAUGAGCACUACCAGUCUCAACACUUGGUUCUGUCCAGAUUGCCUGGAACUGCUAUGAGGCCAUCAUCACUAACACUAACAGGCUCUCUUUUCAUGCUUUCAGAAGAUGGUGGACUGGUUGAAUAUCAUUGGAACUCAUUAGAUGGGUGGAAUUGGGUGGAACAUGGGACUCCAUAUAAAAGUGUGACCUUGGUCAGUUCACCAGGACCUUGCUUUGUGCGUAGUCAAUUGUUUUUGAUCGGUUCAGAUGGUAAAGUGUAUCUAAGAUACUUGGAUGAAGCCACAUGGAAAUGGAGGGACUGUGGCUUCCCUCAUAUUGGAAACAAGGUUGGCGAAGAUGAAAGACAGAUUGGAGCAAAACCUGGAAAACAAGAAGUUUGUAUAGACGGAGAUUUUACAGCAAGCUUGGCGAGAACUGAAGAAAAUAUACAUGCUACUAGCAGAAAUUGUGACCCAAAGGUGGCAUCUAUACGGCCAAUUCCAUUUGCAGAGGAUUCGGUUAUAUUUGAGCUAAGAGAUGGCAGAUUGGCAGAAAUGAGACAAAUUGGGGACGCGCAUUGGAUAUGGGUGCGUACCAUUGGCACUCCCACAAGCUUAUGCAUAGAGAACUACUGGAUAGCUUUGGCAUCAUAAAUUACAACCUUUCUUUGACAAACUACAAGACAGUUUUUAAUGAAUAGCAUGGACUACAGAUCUAUGAGAAGUUAUACAGUUACUGAAGUACCACUGCACGCAAGGUCCAGACUUCUUGUUUUUCUGUUGGAGGAAGUAGUGUAGAAAAAAGAACUUCUAUCUCUACCACUUGUAAAAUAUAUACGUAUAAUGUAAAAAGUUAUAGGAGGACGAUAGUUUGAUACAUAGUCAAUAAAAUAAUGAAUUUAGGUAAAGAACAGAACAUUAGCUGUUGAUUUUUUUUUUGGGCAAGUAAAAAUGUUCAUUAAUCUUUGCAAAAUGUAGAAGUAAAUUGUAAUCUUUUGGCUAUCAAAUG